UUAUUACGGUUGACCCUUCUUAUUCAGGCCGCCUUGUGCUUCUCCUUCGCAUUCCUCUCUCGUUCUGUCUCCGCCGGCAAAAGUGACCGUUUCUUACCCUGCUUCCUUCCUCCUUCUCUCAGCCUCCAGGUGUGGAAUAGAAAAGAGAAGAGGGGCUAGAUCGGUUGUAGAUUGGAGUAUAGAAUAGUAAUUAAAAGUAACGUCUUUCUCUACUCUUCCGAAGAACAAGGGGCAGUCCAUCCGAUAUCGUCUUCGACCUUUGAGUGCUCAUCUUUCCCCUGGGAGGAUGAUGAACAGUACGAGCGCUUCUCCGGCCGCGCCGAUCUCUGCUUCUGGGGAUGGGUCGGACGCGAGGAGGAAUUCCAAGAGACCUAAAUAUUCAAGGUUUACACAGCAAGAACUUCCAGCUUGCAAGCCAAUUCUCACUCCUCAGUGGGUGAUCUCUAUUUUCACUUUGGUUGGCAUAAUCUUCGUCCCCAUUGGUGUUGCUGCGCUGCUUGCUUCUCAUGAUGUUGUUGAAAUUGUUGAUCGAUAUGAAACAGAUUGCAUUCCAGGAAAUGAUAAGAUUGGACACAUUCAGAAUCCAACAAGUAACAAAACCUGUAUACGGGUACUAACGGUACCCAAGGAUAUGGAUAAACCUGUUUAUGUGUACUAUCAACUUGACAACUUCUAUCAAAACCAUAGGAGGUAUGUCAAGAGCCGAAAUGAUCAGCAGUUGAGAGAUAAGAACAAAGCUAAUGAAACUAGUGGCUGUGACCCAGAAAAGACUACUGCGAAUGGAGUUCCUAUUGUCCCUUGUGGUCUUAUAGCAUGGAGUUUAUUCAACGACACAUACAAUUUCACCCAUAAUAAUGGUAAAGCUCUGACAGUUAACAAGAAGGAUAUUUCAUGGAAGAGUGACAGGAACCACAAAUUUGGAUCUGAUGUCUUUCCCAAGAACUUCCAGAAUGGUGCCCUAAUAGGUGGUGGAAAGCUUAAUCCUAAAAUACCGUUGAGUGAGCAGGAAGAUCUCAUUGUUUGGAUGCGUACUGCAGCCCUGCCAACAUUUAGGAAGUUAUAUGGGAGGAUAGAGGUGGAUCUCAAAGAGAACGAUACCAUUACAGUGGUACUAGAGAACAACUACAAUACUUACACAUUUGGUGGUAAGAAGAAGUUGGUUCUUUCAACCACAAGCUGGCUUGGUGGAAAAAAUGACUUCCUUGGCAUUGCAUAUCUUUCUAUUGGAGGAGUUUGCUUCUUUCUGGCAACACUUUUCACGGUCGUUUAUUUGUUAAAGCCUAGGAAACUUGGUGAUCCGUCAUAUUUGUCAUGGAACAAUAAUCGCUUAAUGCAGUAGCUGUUCUAAAAGCUGACACAACGGUUCGCUAAUGGCCUUUUUGUUUUAUUCAUGUACUAUGUUUGUAGGGACCUUUGCAGAUUGAGACUCGGUUUGACAAUAUGAAUGUGUAAUUAGUUGAAAUUUCUUGUAAUUUGACGAUUCUUCACUUCAAAUAUACCUUUUUUUUUGCCAUUA
This is a messenger RNA of Dendrobium catenatum, 1516 nucleotides long. RefSeq names its product ALA-interacting subunit 3-like. The record is from RefSeq and is a predicted model, not a curated record. Gene Ontology annotation, cellular component: endoplasmic reticulum; Golgi apparatus; plasma membrane. NCBI's taxonomy places the organism in Eukaryota, Viridiplantae, Streptophyta, Magnoliopsida, Asparagales, Orchidaceae. Bases 287 to 1339 code for a protein of 350 amino acids. The transcript has 8 exons.